Penicillium daleae is the source of this 1089-nucleotide messenger RNA. RefSeq lists its product as uncharacterized. The record is from RefSeq and is a predicted model, not a curated record. Bases 1 to 1089 code for a protein of 362 amino acids. Gene Ontology annotation, molecular function: hydrolase activity, hydrolyzing O-glycosyl compounds. Lineage: Eukaryota; Fungi; Ascomycota; Eurotiomycetes; Eurotiales; Aspergillaceae. The transcript has 3 exons.
AUGAGAUUGUUCUCCAUUACUACUAUCUUGUACGGCUUGUCCUCCUUAUCCGUGACAUUGGCCGCGAACUCGUUUUCCGCGUCCAAUCUCUAUUACGCCGCUGGCUUGACUGAUAGCCAGUCAACGACUCUUCUUUCUGGUCUGCAGAGUGCCGGUGUGAAGGUGCUGCGAGUAUGGCUUGAUGGCCAGUCGGGGACUGUGAAGGGAACUCCAAUCGAUUCCUUCAAUAGUCUUCAGGGGAGUAGUCCGGAUGACUGGGAUGAUACCGUGCUGAACCGCCUGGACGACUUCAUGGUGAAGGCGAACAGCUAUGGUAUUAAGCUUCUCAUCUCCAUCCAUAGCUACAAUGCUCUUCAGGCCGCGAAUGACUUCUAUGGGCAGUGGUAUGGUACCGGCGACUUCUACACUGACAGCAAUGCAAUUGAGUACUUCAAGGAGCGGAUUGCCCAUGUUCUUGCCCACGUCAAUCCUGCCAAUGGCAAGACCUGGAGCCAAAGCUCGGAGUACAUCUUCGCGUUUGAGGCUCAGAACGAAGCAAUGCAUGACCAGGAAAACCCCAAUGCCUUGACCGCAUGGCAAUGCACCAUGGCCGAAGCUAUCAAAUAUAAUCUUGCUGGAAAUUCGGGCAUCUUGGUCACAACUGGAGGCGGCGCCUGGCUCGCCAACUCUCUCCUGGAUCCGUAUUUUACUUGCGAUGCUCUUGAUGUGCUUGCAAUUCAUGCAUAUGGCACAGGGGACUUUGAAACAAGCGCCUUACAGCCGUACGUGACCAAGGCCCAGGAUGCCGGUAAGAAGCUCAUCAUGCAGGAGUGGGGAUCGUGCUACACUGAUGCUUCCAACAAUAACUGCAAUGGCGGAAGUGCACUCAGCUCGAGCACUCGAGAUUCCAACAUUGACAACUGGGCUUCGUCAAUUACUGCUGCUGGUAUCCCUUGGUUUUAUUGGCAGAUUCUACCGAAUGCGGACCCGCACCAGGACUGGGAUUAUGAGGUCGGUAUUAAUGAUGUGAACUGGGCGGCUUUGCAGGCUGCUGGUCUUGCUGCUGGAAAAUCGGAGGCUGCCUUUGAUUUCUCGGCUUAUCUGUUAUAA